GGGAGCGGCAGCGGCGGUUCCUUCUUCUCCUCCUCCACCUCCACUACCUCCUCCUCUUGGGGCUGCGGGCCCGGCUCGGUGUCAUCCCCGUUGUGCUGGGGGGAGACUAGAACCCCUCCUUUGCGGGGCCUGUGUCGGCUUCAGAUAGGACAAAACUGCUAGAAAACACCAGCACUUUGGACUGAGUUCUGUGGAAGAGCUGAAUGCGGUUAAGGAACGUGAGAGUAUAUGCAGGGAAUCUCAGUGGGGUAGCCUGAAGAUCAAACAAGCAAUAGUUACUGCUCCUAGAAACGUGAGCAUUUCACCUUUAUUGGAAGAUUUAACACCAGAUCAAUUAUGUCAGUUUAGAACAUUAUCCUCUCCAGAGGUCAAAGAGCCCACAUAAGCCUGCCAUGAAUAUAAAUAAAAAUAUUCCUAAUUAAUUCAUUGGGCGUUCUGAUGUUCACAGAAAGUAAGGGUAUCUUCUGAAGUAAGAGACAUGAAAAAACAGACUCCUGAUGUCAGGGUGAUGACGCAAAGAAGUAAAUCUGUGGAAGAAGACAAUGCUGACAAAAAGCAAAGAAGUUGCUCUAAAAAAGUUGACAGAGGAAAUGCCGCUUGUAGUCAUGAAAGUACAGUUCUAAAACUGCCAGUAAUAGCACCAUUUGCAGGUACCACUAAAAAAGUCAUAAUGGUCAAGCACCCACCACCACCUAGGAUGCCAAGUUACUGCAGGUCUAAUUUUCAUGUUAAUAACUCCCUUAUCUCAUUAGAAAAGACAAAAGCUGUUAGUAAAAUAAAGGACAAAGUGCAUAUGCUACAGAUGGAUCCCCAGAAUUUAAAAAUAGAUAAAAGUGAAGAAAUAGAUACUGUGUUUAAUGAUAGUGAUGAAUUUAGCUCUACAGAUUCUGAUACAAGUAAAACCAUUUCAAGAAAGGGAAAAAUAACCAGGGAGGGCUGUGAGAAGGGAAGAAGAGUGAUUUCAAAAGCAAAACAACACGAUUUAGAUGUUGAAUCGGGAAGAGUACUGAGAAAAGGAAGCAAGCAGCCAAGUGUGAGGUCUGCUCAAGAACAGUUGGAAGAGGUAAGAGAUGUGACUAGACCAGACACUUCAAAAAUAUACGAGAAGAACUUCCAGCAGAGCAAACCUGAAGAGCCUACUUCCACACCAGCACUGCCUGUGAAAGUGGUUGCAAGGUCUAUUGAUGAAAUAAUUGCUUCCCUGCAGUCUACUUCUCCAUCUCCCUCAGACCAGAUGAUCAAAGAACUCCUGGAGAGUGUUCUUGGCCAGAACUACAACAUAAAAAUGGAAAAGACACCAGUAGUUCAGAAAGAAUCUCAAGCAGCAAGAAAUGAAUCUCGGCCUGAAGCUGAGCUGUUAACAUAUAAGAGGCCGGUGAAGCAGGCUCCAUCCUUGGAUGUGCUACAGGUGGACGGAAAAGCAAUAUUAAAAAUUAAACCAGGUGAAGUUCAGAAACAGCUGCAAGAGGAACACGACUUGCAACAAUCUUUGCCACCUCAGGCUUCAAAUAUGAAAGGUAGACAUUAUCCAGACAUUCAUCGUCUACAUACUGCUUUUCCUAGUUUUAUAUUGUCUCCUUAUUUACAACUGGCUUCUAGAGUUCAUCAUACUUUAGACAUAAGAGGUCACAAUAUCUUAUCUACAUCAGAGGACACCAACAAUAAGGAGGAAGAACCCUUGAGUUCCAAAUAUAUUUAUUUAAGAGAGGCAGCUGAAAAGAAAAGUUUAUAUAGUAACGUCAAAAAAAUUCACAAUUGGACCCUUAAUAAGCUAAAGUUUUUCCUGAUGGUUUUUCAGACUGGCAGUUCGCUACCUAUGGUUUCUGUGUAUCACCAGCUCCAGAAAUAUAAAAUUAUUGCUCGUAAAGGCUUUAGUGAUCUUAAGAAUGGCAGAGUGGUAAAUAAGGAUAAGGCUAGAAUUUGUUAUGAAGGAGUUCCUAUUUCAGAGCAAUUCCAGAAUAAUCGGACCAAUGGGAUUCACUUUCUUCCCCUGCAUACAUCAGAAAGUCUAACUGAAUGCAAAAAAGUAGCUGAAUAUGAUCUUAAAAAACCACAACUGCAACCAUUGGGAGAGAAAAGCAAUGUUAUUGAGGAUGGUGUAUUUCAAGACCUUUUCACUGAUCGUGAAGAAGAGUUAGAAGCUGAGCAAGAGGAUCAUGGUCUCUAUGAACUGGUGUGUACUACGACAAGUUUGAUUAAAAGAUCAGCCUCAGCUCUGGAGAUAACUGCUUUCAAAGAUGAAACUACAUUAAAAAUGUCAGCUAAUUUCAAAAUCAGCAUGAAAGAGUUGAAGGUUAUGAAGCAACGGAUAGCUGAGCCAGAGGUUGAGACAGAGACCGUGAAAAGUUCCCCUGCCAAGCAACUAUUGAAUCAAAUCUGUGGUGAUCCUCAGUCAAUGCAGACAGACAGACCAGCAGAAAAAAUGCUUACUUUGACUCGACAAGAGGAUAGUGAGAAUGACAUCGUUCUUGUGGAGCAACCUCAAAAGGCUGGGAUUAAAUACACGGAUUUCUCAAGAAAAAGGAAAACAAAGAAAUCAAAGAAAAUGAGAAAUCCUAGAAAAUUAGAAGAUGUGAUUAAGAAAUUAAGUUUUGAAAAAUCUGCAAAAGUGAGGGGUGAAAUUCCAAAAGAAACUUCUGCUCGCGUGUUGGUCCAUGGAAUAUGGAACUGCUGGUUUGAUGAAACUUUCCCUUCCAGUGGGACUGCUUCUGAGGAGAAGGAUGCUGAAUUACUAAAAGGAACUGAGAUGGUGGACUCUCAAGAAGCAAAUCUACAAAUAGAACUGGUUGACUCAAUACAGCCUGUUCUUCUUGAAGGUGCAACAGUUAGCAUUGAAGAUUUGGAAGAAGAAGUAAGAAGACUGACUGAGAUAAUAGAAAAGGAAGAGCAUCCUUCAGCUUUUCACUACUGCAGGCGUGGAGCAAUACAAAGGAAGUUAGGCAAGUUAAAAUCAGCUAUGGAUGACUUGGAAAAAGCUAUAAGCUUAGAACCACUACUGCUAAAUGCUUACUGGCAUAGACAUUUGAUUUACCUCUUUCAAGACAGAAUUUCUGCUGCUUUGGAUGAUCUGAAUUUUAUCACUAAAUGGAGCAAAAAUAAUGCAGAUACAUACCUGUCAAUGGCUGAAAUUUACAGGAAACAAGGUGACAAUACAUUGGCAAUCGUCAAUUAUAGCUCUGCAAUACAGCGCUGCCCUACAGAUGAUGACAUUUAUUUUAGGAGAGCUGAGUUGUAUUUUGAGGAAAAUCAAUUCUUAUUGGCCAUGGAUGAUUAUGCCAAAUGUUUUCAGUAUAACCCAAAAAGAACAGAUGCACUUAUGAAACAUGGAAUACAUUUCUUUGACCAUUCAGUUUUGACUACAGCUAUUCAGGAUUUUACAGCUGUGAUCAAGGAAGACCCCAGCAAUGCUCAGGCGAGGCUGUAUCGAGGAAGAGCCUAUGCUAGGCAGCAGCAGUAUAGAAAUGCAAUACAAGACUUAGCAACAGCGAUUCAUCUAGACCCUUCUUGUUGGUUAGCAUUCUACUAUAGAGGUUGCAUACUACAACAGAUCGAUCCAAAAAGAGCUGUGCAGGACUUCAGUGUUUCUGUGCUCAUCAAUGACACUCGGGAAAACUUACGUUCUUUUCUUCAUCGUGGGAUUGUUUACUCAGAACAGCGUCAAUGGUCACUUGCAAUCUCUGACUUUGAAAGUGUCCUAGCUUUGGACAGCUCUGUCGUCUUUGCCUACCUAAAUAUUGGUUCGAUACUGAUGUUGCAUCUCAAUCAAUACCAUGAAGCUAUUCAAUGGUUUACUAAUACCAUUGAAACUGAUCCUCUCGCUAUUAGAGCCUACAUAUGCAGAGCGCAAGCAUAUCAUAAGAUUCAUAAUUUACAAAACGCUGUGAAGGAUAUAAACCGAGCCAUUCACCUUUACCCAAAUAAAUCACAACUUUACUUAUUAAGGGGACAGUAUUUAAUGGAGUUGAAGAAAUACGAGCUGGCAAAUUUAUGUAUUAAUCAACUUGCAGAAAUGGAUGAAGGUAAUCCUGUUCAGCGAGCCCUCGUUCAGUCAUUUUGUCAAAAUCACGAUAAGGCUAUAGAGUGCUUACGUGAAGCUACUGCAAUUCAGCCUGAGCCUUCAGUGUUUGUUAUUUUAGGAAAAAUACAAAUGAAAGCCAAGAAAACUAAGGAUGCUGUGAGAAGUUUUAAAAAAGCUGUGAAACUCCUGAUGACCUCAACAAAAAUCCUGCCUAAUACAUUUGAGGCUGCAGAAAUAUAUUAUCUCACAGGCCUGUGUCACUUGGAGCAAAAGAAUUUAUUGCGGGCCCAUCAUGCUUUUAGUAUGGCUAUCAGACUACAUUCAAGUUACCCUGAUGCUUUUUAUCAGCGGGGGCUGUGUAGAAUGCAACUCAGACAAGAUAAGUGCAUCCAAGAUUUCAAUCAAGCACUUGUCCUUUGUCCAUCACAUUUCCAGGCAUAUAUGAGUCGUGCUGCUUACUAUGGAAGUAAAGGUAGAUAUUCUAAGGCAAUUCUGAAUUGCAAUGAGGCAAUCAAAAUUCUUCCUAAUAGUGUACAAGCUUAUUUUUACCGAGGAACUUUAAAGUAUCAAAAUAAGACAUUUAAAGCUGCAAUUGAAGAUUUCUCAAAAACUAUUGACCUCGACAAAACCAGCAUUUUGGCAUAUUAUAACAGAGCUGUCUGUUAUCAUCAAAUAAAGGACUUCAGAAAGGCUUUGAAAGACUAUGGAAUUCUUCUUCUGCUUGAAUUAAGUGACGAAAUAGCUUAUAAAGUGUUAAUUAAUCGUGGACUAGUCUUCAUGGAGCUUGGUGAUCAUGCUAAUGCAUGUGAGGACUUUAAAGAAGCAACAUUGCUUAGUCCAGAUGAUAGUCAGGUCUUUCAAGCUAUUGGAAUCUGCUAUCAUAGACUUCAUGAGUGUGAAGAAGCUGUGAGAUCAUUUGACCAGGUUCUCAAACUAGAUCCUGUUUCUGUGGAUGCCUAUGUUGGACGAGGAAACUCAUACAUGGAAAAUGGACAUGAGACUGGUUAUAAAAAAGCACAGAAAGACUUCCUGAGAGCAAUUCAUCUGAAUCCAACGUGUAUAGAUGCCAGAAUUUGCUUAGGAUACAAUUUGCAGGCCCUUGGAAAGCUUCAGAGAGCAUGGAGCCAAUUUACAGUUGCCAUUUGCAUUGAUCCAAAAUGCCAUGCUGCAUAUGAUGGACGAGCUUCAGUCUGUCUUGAAGCGGGUAAAAGUUUUGCCGCAUUUCAAGAUAUAAAUGCUGCACUAAAGCUCGCUACCACUGCUCCACUGCUAACAAAUCGGGGUGUCAUUAAUCAGUUAAUGGGAUAUCUACCCUGUGCCAUGAAAGACUAUCAACAAGCAAUUUCUGUUGACCCAAACUAUACAUUAGCCUAUUUCAAUGCAGCAAAUAUCUAUUUCCAUAAUCGACAGUUUUCACAGGCCUAUUGCUACUAUUCCAAGGUAUUAGAACUUGACCCAGGAAAUGAAUCUGCUGUUUUGAAUCGGGCCAUUACAAAUACGUUACUAAACAAUAUUGAAGAAGCUAAAGAAGACUUUGAGAAGGCAAUUUGUCUCUGCCCAUCCUCUGCAGCAGUGUAUUUUAACAGGGCAAAUUUCUAUAACAAAUUGAAGCAAUAUGAACUAGCUGAGAAAGACAUUUCAACAGCAUUGUCACUUCAGCCUAAUGAUGCCUUGAUGUAUAAAUUUAGAGCUGAUAUUCGUGGUAAAUUGGGUUUCAAUAAAGAGGCUGUAGAAGACUACAAACAAGCAAUCAGCAUUCAAGAACAGGUUGAUUCCAUUUGAAAAGAUACCAGUUCUCAUACUGCUUGGGUUCUAUUUACAGAUUUCUCAGACCCAUAAUUAA
Molecule: messenger RNA, 5861 nt
Organism: Calidris pugnax (ruff)
Lineage: Eukaryota; Metazoa; Chordata; Aves; Charadriiformes; Scolopacidae
Gene: TTC6
Product: tetratricopeptide repeat domain 6
Exons: 30
Coding region: 479-5800 (1773 amino acids)
Molecular function (GO): protein binding
Source: RefSeq, a predicted model, not a curated record